UAGAAAGAGCAAACGACGCACCUGACGCACCUGACGCUUCCCGUGGGAUUUGAGGGAAGGCCGAAGUCUUUCUUUUGUUCUAGCGUUUACACUGCUCGACCACUCCCUGCAGUGACUGUGUGAACUGAGGCUUCGCAUAUUCCGCCCUCCCUGGAGUUCUGACACACAACGCCCCAUCUCAUUGCCAUUGGGAAAACCACCUCGCCUGUUGUGGCAAACGGGGCAGUUUUAACCGUCCAACACCAUUUGUGGAUUUAUGUAAAAGUGUCAGAAGCUCAGGAGAGCGAGGGGACGUGAAUUUCAGACUUUCGGACACCGAUCUCCCGGGUUCACCUGUACAGUCAUGAAGGCUUUUUUCCUGCUUGCCACAUUGCUGUGGUGUUUAACAGCGAGUUUCUCCUGGGCAGCUAAGAUUGUGGUGGUUCCUCCAAUUAUGUUUGAGAGCCACCUUUAUAUUUUUAAGACCCUGGCCUCUGCUCUCCAUGCUGAGGGCCACGACACAGUCUUCCUGGUCUCCGAAGGUCGCGAGGUCCCACCUUCCAACCAUUAUCGUCUCCAGCGCUACCCUGGAAUCUUCAACAGCACCUCAGCCGAUGACUUCCUCCAAUCAAAAGUUCACAACAUUUUCUCAGGGCGUCUCACAGCACUGGAGCUUUUCGACAUCCUGGACCAUUAUUCUCAAAACUGUGAUGCCGUUGUUGGGAGUGCUUCUGUCAUGGAGCAGCUAAAACGUGAACAGUUUGACCUCCUGCUCGUUGAUCCUAAUGAAAUGUGUGGAUUUGUCAUAGCUCACAUCCUGGGUGUCCAGUACGCAGUAUUCAGCACAGGACUGUGGUACCCUGCGGAAGUUGGGGCGCCAGCACCCCUGUCUUACGUCCCAGAAUUUAACUCUCUAUUAACAGACCGUAUGUCAUUGUUCCAACGGGUAGCUAACACCGCAGUGUACCUGGUUUCCAGAUUUGGUGUCCAGUUCCUGGUUCUGCCCAAGUAUGAUCGCAUCAUGAGGAAAUACAACAUCCAGCCAUCUGUGUCCAUGCAUGAUCUAGUUCAGAAUAGUCGACUCUGGAUGCUGUGUACUGACUUGGCGCUCGAGUUCCCACGACCCACUCUGCCACAUGUUGUCUAUGUAGGUGGCAUCCUCACCAAACCCCCCAGCCCCUUGCCACAGGAGUUUGAAGCCUGGGUGAAGGAUACAGAUGAACAUGGUUUCGUAGUGGUGUCGUUUGGAGCAGGAGUCAAGUAUCUGUCAGAUGACAUUGCUCGGAAACUUGCAGGAGCCUUGAGCCGUCUUCCCCAGAGAGUCAUCUGGAGGUUCUCUGGAGUUCCUCCUUCCAAUCUUGGCAACAAUACUAAACUAGUGGAGUGGAUGCCACAGAAUGACCUGUUGGUCGAUGCAUCCUGUGCUUUGAGUUUGGAUUGCUCUGGAUUGCCAACCAGAGAUAACGACAAGAAAAAAAGUCUGAUACACAAAGUCGGUAGACAGAAUGGACCCAAGGCAUUUCUUCUCUAAGGACCCUCAGCUAUUCAACACAAACACUUACUUGUCUAAAGAUCAGCUGGACUGAACUUCAAGAUCAAUGACCCAUGGUCAACACUGUCACAAUAAACAACAGUUUAAAUUCCAUUUUUAAUCAGAGCCUGAAAUGCACUUACACACACUGUAUGCAGCUUUAUGCAUUAAAUGAAACCGUCCUGCCUCAUGUUAGUACCAGUGAGGGAGUGAUACUGUACACACCCCACCCCAUCCGUGAGAAACCUCGGAUACAUUUACAAAAUCGUAUGCAAAUGUCCCUUUGAUUUUCCUAUGUGUCUUUAAAUGUAUUUUUAAAGAGAUAUAAGGGUACAAUAUAAGCUAAUGUACAACUGGUAACUCUGAGAGGUCAAUAAAACUCUUUGUUCAUUGUGGCUCAUUCAGAGGAAGAAGUGUUAGCAUGUAUAGGGUAUAUAUGAGCGGAGUGGAGUGGGAGCAGAGCAAGGAGUGGAGCGGUGUGAUUUUUGACUGGAGCAAGGAGUGGAUUUUUUGAAAGUCGAAGCAUCUGGGUUUUCACUCGCUCCGAGAGAGCUCCUCUACCGCUCCAUCACGAGCAUAAUUAAUGCCAACAGCCCAUAAUAUAACUGCAUUUUAUCAGGAAUUCACGCAUUAAACAUCAUUAUCUAGCUUGACAGAUGAAGGUGAAUGUUAUAAUGAAGGCGAUGGACGAGUGUGGGAAAUUAAAUCUCAAGCAUGUUUGUUUGUAGCAUGUGGAUACUCAAUAUUAAUUGGGUGAAUUCACAUUUUAAACAGUUUAUUGUACAGGUGCACACAACACACAAGCUCGCACAGAUCGCGCGCACAUAAAAAUAUUCAGGAGUGCCAAAAAUUGUCAACGCUGUCCUGUGAAUUAGCAGCUUAAAAACGGAAAAGUUACUGCAUAUUCUUUCUGUUUCUGAAGUAACUACAACCCUCAGCUUUGCCAUAGCUGAGAGACGCUGCAUAGGCAACUGAAUUAAACAGAAUCAUUUAAUGUUAAACUAUUUUUCUAGUAUGGUGUAUGAAUUUUUCGUUUAAUAUAAUUUCUGAACAGAACUUUGUGAUAUUUCAAAAAAAUACUGAAAUACUUUAGCCACAAAUUUUGUCAUGGAGCGAAGGCGUUUCUGAUCAGUUGAGCGAGGAGUGGGAAAUGCUGAACCCGGAGUGGAGCUGGAGCUGGAGCGGAGUGAUUAUUGAAUGCUUGGAGUGAAGAGGAGAAAUUGUUGUCACUCCACUCCGUUCACAUUAGGGAGGGAUGAGUGGAAAGGCCAGGAGUGGCUCGUGUUCACACAGAAGCAACUGAAUAAAGAACUGCUUACUAUUAGAUCGAUCUUGUUAACCUUUAUUUUAAUAGAAUUAUGGCACUAUUUGUGAGGCACUUAUCACUAUUGUCUGAAUAUAAAAUCCCCAAUAUUAAUCUUUGGUGUGUAACUCAUCUCACUGUUUAUGCCAUACAAGAGGUGUGCCUUUACUUUUCUAAGCAUUCAAACUGGCGGAUGAUAAACUGA
Molecule: messenger RNA, 3018 nt
Organism: Sinocyclocheilus grahami
Lineage: Eukaryota; Metazoa; Chordata; Actinopteri; Cypriniformes; Cyprinidae
Product: 2-hydroxyacylsphingosine 1-beta-galactosyltransferase-like
Exons: 6
Coding region: 344-1510 (388 amino acids)
Biological process (GO): galactosylceramide biosynthetic process
Cellular component (GO): endoplasmic reticulum
Molecular function (GO): N-acylsphingosine galactosyltransferase activity
Source: RefSeq, a predicted model, not a curated record